AUGGUAGUGUCAAACGAUGAUUUUAACAGACAAACUGGGUUAUCUUAUGAAUACAAGCAAUUGAAAAAUAAAUGGGAUCUUUUGAGAGGAGAAUGGAGAGCUUGGACAAAACUUAUUGAAAAAGAGACAGGUCUUGGAUGGGACAACACUAGGCAAACAGUUGCAGCAAGUGACGAGUGGUGGGCAGCCAAGAUUAUGGAGUGCCCUGAGGUUGCAAAGUUCAAAAAUAAGGGUCUAAGAAAUUUGUCUGAAAUGGAGAUCCUUUUUAAGGAUACUGUGGCAACUGGCCAUAAUGCAUGGGCACCAUCUGAGGACCUAAGAGAUGAUGGGGGAAGAGUUGAAGUAAAUAGUACAUUUGAUACACAAAUGACAGAUGAGCAUGACAUUCACGGUUUAGGAGUUGAAACUGAAGAAUGUGAAGAGAUUGGAGAACCAAGUCAAUCUAGUCAGGGGCCAAAAAGGAAGAGGGGAGGUAAUGAUAAUAGGAGAGGGGGUAUUGGUCACCGAAUCUGCGAGCAGUUUGAUCGUGUAAUUGAAAGCUUGAAUAGUGAUAAUUCUGUUACUGCUGAUAAAACAACUAAUGUCCCUACACUUGCUGAUUGCUUGGACAUGCUUAAAAAAUUGCCGGGAUUGGAGUACGGUAGUGAGACUCACAUACUUGGUAUUCGCUUGAUGAAAUCAAAAACAAAUAGGGAGACUUUUGUUCUAUUGGAUGACCCAGUUCUUCAGCUUAGUUAG
This is a messenger RNA of Lotus japonicus, 738 nucleotides long. RefSeq names its product L10-interacting MYB domain-containing protein-like. The coding region runs from base 1 to 738 and encodes 245 amino acids. Lineage: Eukaryota; Viridiplantae; Streptophyta; Magnoliopsida; Fabales; Fabaceae. The record is from RefSeq and is a predicted model, not a curated record. The transcript has 3 exons.